UGAUGACGUGCUUCCGGGCGCCAGGCGGCCGCGGGGCGGGCCGGCGGGCGCGGGCCCUCAGCCCUCCUCCGCCGCCUCCGCCUGGGCCGUGGGCCCGCAGGCGCCGGCGCGGAGCCCAUGAGGGCGCGGGCGGGCGGCGCAGUCCUGCCGGGGCGCCGGGAGCCGGAGCCGGCGCGGCCUGAGCUGGGAGCCCGAGGCGGGAGUCAUGGCCGAGGAGCGCGCGGGCGCGCGGGCCGCCGGCGGAUGCGGGGCGGUUACCUGUCCGCCCCGACACGCCAGGCCGCCGGCUGCGCCGCUGUUUCUGACUUCAUGGGCAGUGACUGGGCAGGGAUCACCCGAGAGCACGCCUCCUCCUUCCGGUACCCACACCCGACAUGCGGCCGGCCGGCGGGCGGAGGGCCUGGGGCGGCCCCGCUGCACUUCGGACCUGGGUUUUGACUCGCUCACCGCGCCGGCGGCGCCCCCCGCAGUGGCCCCGCAAGAAGGCUUUGGCCGACCAAGUGUGUACCAUGCUGCAAUUGUAAUUUUCCUUGAAUUCUUUGCUUGGGGCCUGUUGACAACUCCAAUGCUAACUGUUCUACAUGAAACAUUUCCUCAACACACAUUCCUCAUGAAUGGUCUCAUUCAAGGUGUGAAGGGCCUGCUCUCCUUCCUGAGCGCCCCGCUCAUAGGCGCCCUGUCCGAUGUGUGGGGGAGGAAGCCCUUCCUCCUGGGCACCGUCUUCUUUACCUGCUUCCCGAUACCCCUGCUGACCGUCAGCCCGUGGUGGUAUUUUGCAAUGAUUUCUGUGUCUGGAGUCUUCUCAGUCACAUUCUCUGUGAUAUUUGCCUAUGUAGCUGAUGUCACUCAGGAGCAUGAGCGAAGUACUGCUUAUGGAUGGGUCUCAGCCACCUUCGCCGCCAGUCUGGUCAGCAGCCCCGCCAUCGGAGCGUACCUCUCAGCCAGCUACGGAGACGGCCUCGUUGUGCUGGUGGCCACGGUGGUGGCUCUUCUGGACAUCUGCUUCAUCUUAUUGGCUGUCCCAGAAUCCUUGCCAGAGAAAAUGGGACCACUCUCCUGGGGAGCUCAGGUUUCCUGGAAACAAGCAGAUCCUUUUGCGCCACUGAAGAAAGUUGGAAAAGAUCCUACCGUGUUACUCAUCUGCAUCACUGUGUUUCUUUCUUACCUUCCUGAAGCCGGACAGUACUCAAGUUUUUUUCUCUACCUCAGACAGAUCAUAGGUUUUGGAUCUGUUAAAAUUGCAGAGUUCAUAGCUGUGCUAGGAAUUCUGUCUAUUGUGGCUCAGACAGCCCUGCUCCCCCUCUCCAUGCGCUCGCUGGGGAAGAAGAAGACCGUGCUCCUGGGCCUGGGCCUCCAGGUGCUCCAGCUGGCCUGGUACGGGCUCGGAUCGCAGGCCUGGAUGGUGUGGGCCGCAGGGGCCGUGGCCGCCGCGUCCAGCAUCACCUUCCCCGCGGUCAGUGCCCUGGUCUCUCAGAACGCGGAGUCCGAUCAGCAAGGAGUUGCCCAGGGGAUCGUAACUGGAAUCCGAGGGCUGUGUAAUGGCCUGGGGCCAGCGCUAUAUGGCUUCAUAUUCUACAUGUUCCAUGUAGAGCUGACUGAGUUGGAACCGAAAUUGAAUUCUAACAAUGCUGCUUUGCAGGGAGCCCUCAUCCCAGGCCCGCCGUUUUUAUUUGGGGCCUGUAUAGUUCUUUUCUCUUUCCUGGUUGCCUUAUUCAUCCCUGAAUGUAGUCUUGGGGCUAAGAAACAUAGCCACAGCCUCAGCGGCACCGGGACCAACACGCCGGAGCCGGACAGCGACGAGGACAUGGAGCCCCUGCUGCCGAGUGGCAGCGUCUGGGGCCCGUCUCCCUGCCAGGAGCCGGGGAGCCUGUGCACCGAGCUGUGAGCGGCAGACGCACCUGUGACGCUGUCUUUGGGAAGUCGCCGCAGCCACCCCACCGGAGACUUGGUGCUGGAGGGGGGACGCAGUGGCAUCCUUUAGGGCCAAGUUUGAUGAGUAGCCCUCUGCCUCCCCGCUCUCCCUCCUCCUCUCUUCUUCCAUUCUUUUUCUGUCAGUUUGUACAUUGGAACAAGUUAGGAUUUGAAAUACGUUGCUGCAAAUGGUAUGCAACUCUCAAAGUUACCUGGAGUUCCGGCUUCGAAUCUCAAAUGGAAAAAGUCGCGUCUCUGAGAAGGGUGUCUUUCCUCUCUCACCUCCGGGGCCGAGGGCAGCAGCCCCGGGUCCUGCUCCGGAGAAGCUGCAGGGCAGCAGGGCCUGCCCUCUUGGCCAGGGUCCCGGUGCAGAACCCCUCUUCCUCCUCGCUCCGUGGCCCGCAGGUGUGGAGGGCGUCGGGCCCUGUUGCCUUCGUUCUAAGGUCGAACAAAGCCGGUCUUCCUCCCCUCUCGUCUCCGCUUCCUGUUCUUCCCUAGAAUGAGGUCCAGCGUACACACUGGGUGUUCAUGAUACCGACCCGUGAUGUCCUUUACCGGUGAGGAACAUUUUCCCUCCAAGUUUAAAUCUUGAAGAAAUAGCAAUUCAGAUUCCUUGACCUAGUGUCUUGGUCGGGUUCAAGAUGAUUGUACAGAAGAAACGUCCAGAACUCUGGUGCAGCACAGAACUCGGAGGUGCUCUGCGGGGUGUUCCCACGGAGCGGCCCUCGGGAGCGGCCAGCCGGGCGCAGCCGCGGGCGCAGGACUGUUCCUCCCACACCCGCCCUCCCGGUCCCAGCCAGCCUCCUGCCUUCACUGCUCUGUAAGCUCUGUUCUCAGUAGGUCUCUCCACCUGUGCGUCUGACAUUGAAUCCCAUGGGAAUAUGCACAUCAAAUUCCUUUCUACAAUAGGAUCGUUUAGGAAACUCGGUUUCACAGGAAGUGUCUUGCUAAUUUUUCAAGAUGUUUUACAGACAAAGAAAACUUCAGAUUUACAUGCAUUUUGUUGCACCAGUAAAUGAACCCUUCGAUAGGCCUACCUUGAACAGAGCCCUGUGAAGGGUUAUAGACAUGAAAUAUAGGUACAUAUUUUUGAGGGUUUUAAAAUUUUUUGAUGGAGUGCUGUGCAAAUCUAGUAUUUAUAAAUGUAACGAAGGUAUUGACAAUAAUAUAUAUGUAACUUUUAUAAAGGAUUAUGUACUGCUUGAAUACAUUUAAAAGAAAAUAUAUUUUGAAAUCUGUUCUGCUAUGAACAGAAAUGACCUCUCUUUUUAUCACGCUGCUGGUUGUAAGCUAAGCUUCCGAGUGCGCAGUGACCUGCACUGGGCGCUUUGUGUCGUGUGUGCCUCUGUAAGGUGAAUGUGCAUUGAUCUCGGGGUUCUCUUUUGGGUGGCUUUCAACUAAAAUAAAUUGCUAAUCUUUAAGCUAA
Eptesicus fuscus (big brown bat) is the source of this 3337-nucleotide messenger RNA. It is a transcript of the gene SLC71A2, whose product is annotated as major facilitator superfamily domain containing 14B. The record is from RefSeq and is a predicted model, not a curated record. The transcript is spliced from 13 exons. Gene Ontology annotation, molecular function: transmembrane transporter activity. The coding region runs from base 206 to 1885 and encodes 559 amino acids. NCBI's taxonomy places the organism in Eukaryota, Metazoa, Chordata, Mammalia, Chiroptera, Vespertilionidae. Gene Ontology annotation, cellular component: membrane. Gene Ontology annotation, biological process: transmembrane transport.